Messenger RNA from Coffea arabica (coffee), 3097 nucleotides. Its product is annotated as protein ALTERED PHOSPHATE STARVATION RESPONSE 1. The record is from RefSeq and is a predicted model, not a curated record. Lineage: Eukaryota; Viridiplantae; Streptophyta; Magnoliopsida; Gentianales; Rubiaceae.
UGCCCAUCUUGGAGCCUUGGAUGCUUCUCAUGAUCUCGAGUUUCGUGCUCGCUUUCCACUUUUCGGAAGCCUUUUUUCCUCUGCGUUGUUCUCCUCCAAUGAAUGCUCUCUCUCUGUCUCCAUGUGAACUAUGAAGACUAGACUUUCUCUAAAAUCUCUUCAGCCAUUCGACAAAGAAAAAUCAGAAUCUUCUUUCUCUGCUUUUAUACCUUUUCAUUUCUCUUUCGCCUUUUUAUUUUAACGUUUUCAAAUCCUUGACUAGUUAGUCAUUUUACUUGUAGCACUUUGCUGCUGUUCUCCAUACCUCUGACAACUUAUCUGUCAGUACUCCCCGUUGUUUUCUUGUCUUCUAUCAGGCCUGCAAAAAUAUAUUAAAAAAAGUCACUUUUUUUUGGUUGAUUUGUUGUUUCAUUUUCAAGAAAUACAGGGAAUUUAGGACUCCCUUUGAACUGUUCUUUUAUUUUCCAAGUAACUUUUUUUAAAGUAGAAAUGGGAAUGCAGGUUCAUAUAUGCUGUGGAUCUGGAGUGUAAAGGGAUUUCAAGAAAUAGGAGUUUCUGGGUUGGAGGCAUUGCCACGAUUUUUAUUUUGUUAGCUAACUGACACCCUUUUUUAAGGUAACUUUGACAGCUUUAUCUUUGGUUUGUGAGCUGACAUAGUUUUACAGGGUACAUGAUGGAAAGAAUACAUGCAAUCUGUUUUGUCUUCUUCCUGGUUGCAGAAUCUUGAUCAUCUAUCAAAGUGGUUUAGAAAGCUAUUCCUAAAAAUUUUGACCAGCAUUUGGUAAUUUGGGGGCUUUAUAGGGUAGUGGUUUGAGUUAUAGCUGGGUAAACUUGGGCUUGUCAACGUUGAAGGAAUGGGUUGUGUUGCAUCAAGCAUUGAUAAAGAAGAAAGGGUGAGAAUUUGCAAGGAGAGGAAGAGAAUAUUGAAACGGUUGUUGGUAUUGAGAAAACAGUAUGCUGAUUCCCAAUUAGAAUAUUUAAGGGCAUUGAGAAAUACUGGAGUGACCCUUCGCCAAUUCACUGAGUCAGAGUCAUUGGAAAUUGAGGAUGGUGCUUUGGGUCAUGCACUGCCACCCUCACCUCCUCCCCCUUUGCCGCCUUCCCCUCCUCCCCCACCGUCUUUUAGCCCUGAUUUGAGAAACUGUCAUAACAAUCACCACAUGAAGACUUCUGAAGAGGAAAUCAUAGACAUUGAUGAGGACAAUAGUCACACUCCACCACCUCCAGUUCUGAGUACGUCGUGGGAAUACUGGGACCCUUUUGGUUCAACAUCACCAAACUGCCAACAGAAGAGUAAGAUAGAGGAGGAGCAAGUUGAGGAGGAGAACUGGGCAGAGGCGAAUACUGAGUUUGAGGAAGAAGAUCAGGUGGAUGUAGUUGCUGUAAAUAAUACUGUUGAUAUUACUCCUGUCAAGAAACAAACUGCCAGUGUUGUUGAUGAAAAUUCUUCUGUGAUGAGCUGGCACACCAAGGAUACUGCAGACUUGUCCAUGGUAAUCUGGGGAAGAAAAAAGACUUUGAGUGGUAUUAUUAGGGAUAUAGAUGAUUAUUUUGUGAAAGCAUCGGCUGGUGGGAAGGAUGUAGCUGUUUUCCUGGACUUCAAUGUGGCUGACUCUCCUCUCUACCAGAGUAUUAAUGAAAACAAGAGGAAGAGAAGCAACUCCGCAAAGGUCUUUAAUGCAUUGACAUGGAGUUGGUCCUCAAAGUCACUUCAGUCUACUAGGGAUGCUGGAGAUACCUGCGGCCCUAGUGACCCCUGCAAGCCUGGAGCUCAUUGUGUUACUCUUGCCAAACUUUAUGAUGCAGAACGGAAGCUCCACCGGGAAGUAAAGGAAGAAGAGCUUACCAAGUUGGAACAUGAAAGGAAAUCAUUAAUGCUGCAAAAGCUAGAGGAAGAAGAUCAUGACUGGUCAAAGACAGACAAAGCUCGGUCAGUGGUUGAAAGUUUGCAGUCUGAUAUUUUAUCUCUGCAACAAUCAAAUAGUUCGACUUGCUCAACCAUAUUAAAUCUCAUAGAUGAGGAGCUGCAUCCUCAGCUGAUUGUAUUAAUUUCUGGGCUGAUGUGCAUGUGGCGAAGGAUGUACGAGUGUCAUCAAGUGCAGAACCAUAUCGCUCAGCAGCUGAAUCAUCUUGUGAAUCAGCAGAAUAUGGAACCUACUAGUGAAUACGAUCGGCAGGCUGCAGCCCAGCUUAAAACUGAAGUUAAUUCCUGGUAUAACAGCUUGUGCAGACUUGUCAAAUCUCAGAGAGAAUAUGUGAGUGCCCUCUGCAGGUGGGUUCAACUCACCAACUGCCUUGUGGACAAUGGUCAGGGUAGUGUUAGCUCAUCUGCAGUGUGUACACUUUCUAAGCAAUGGCUCGUUGCACUUGACAAGCUACCGGAUAAGAGGGCUCUGGAGGCCAUUAACAGCCUUUUGUCAGCUGUCCGCUCCAUAGUUUUGCAACAGGAAGAAGAAGUGAACCUGUAUAAGAGAUCUGAUAAGCUUGAGAGGAGGCUAGAACGUGAGCUGAACUUGCUAUCUGAAAUGGAGAUGAAGUUUGAGGGUAGCUUCACUAAUGAAGAGAUGCAGACUGUUCUGGGCCCAAAGCAUCCUUUGUCAGUCAAGCGAGCUAAAAUUGAGGUAUUGAAGAAACGUGUGGAUGAUGAGAAGUCUAAGUAUAUAAACUCUAUUCAAAACACGCGAGCCAUGAUAUUGAACAACUUACAAACAAGCCUUCCUAAUGUGUUUCAAGCGUUAAUGGCAUUCUCAAAUUCAUACACUGAAAGCUUUGACACGGUGCUUAGCUAUGGAAGACGAGCAGAAAAUGAUGAAGCGUUUCCAAAUCCUGCAUGUUAAAACUUAGUGAAAUUGUAAAGUUCUUGGCAGUGUUUCAGAUUGAGAGUGCUUCAGGAUGGAAGAGUAUUUAUAUGUAAAUUCAGUUUCAAAGAAAGCUCUAUGGGACUAUAAACAUGGAGAAAUGCAACACAAGGAACAUCGUCUCUGGUUAUACAAGCUUUUGGUUGCGAAGCUCCAGAAUUAUUCAUCAAUUCCAUGUAGAAACCAGUAGAGCAAAAUGAACAGUUUUUUCUUAAUGUAGACAAAAUGUGGGUUCUUGA